AUGAAGAAGUUUUUUCUACUAGUGAGUCUGUAUCUGCUUGGAUCUGCCAGAGGAGCAUCAGGUCAAUCUGGUCGGCUUCCUGGCUCUAUGGAUCAUCAGGCUUCAGUUCAGCAACCUUCAGGUGACUACUUUUCACUUGCAAACUCUUCAGAUGGUGAGGCUUUAUAUGAGACUUCUUCAGGCGAGAACACUUUGAGAGAGCACGGUUCAAGUGAGCACACUGCAGUUGACCACGCUUCAGGUGAGCACGCUUCCCGUGAACAACCGGCUGGUGAACAGCCUACGGGUGAACAGCCUGCAGGUGAACAGGUCUCGGGUGAACAAGCCUCGGGUGAAAAAUCACCAGGCGAACAGCCAUCAGGUGAACAGCCUUCAGGCAACCCGCCUUCAACCACAAUUUCAGGUGAGCCACCAGGCCCAGUAUUAAAUUGCCACACAUGCUCUUAUAUGAAUGACCAAGGAAAAUGUCUUCAAGGAGAGGGAGUCUGCUCCACUCAGAAUUCCCAGCAGUGCAUGUUAAAGAAGAUCUUUGAAGGUGGAAAACUUCAGUUCAUCGUCCAGGGCUGUGAAGACAUGUGCCCAUCCAUGAACCUCUUCUCCCAUGGAACCAGGAUGCAACUUAUAUGCUGUCAGAAUCAAUCUUUCUGCAACAAGGUCUAG
This is a messenger RNA of Kogia breviceps (pygmy sperm whale), 660 nucleotides long. It is a transcript of the gene ACRV1, whose product is annotated as acrosomal vesicle protein 1. The transcript has 4 exons. Bases 1 to 660 code for a protein of 219 amino acids. NCBI's taxonomy places the organism in Eukaryota, Metazoa, Chordata, Mammalia, Artiodactyla, Physeteridae. The record is from RefSeq and is a predicted model, not a curated record.